UUAAAAAACUUUUCAGGAAAUACAAUUCUGAUACGGAACUUUAACCUUUUGUGGACAAGGAUAAAAUGUUCCUUUAUGUUAUUUCCGAAUAGGGGAGUGUUUACGAUAUUGCACGUUUAUUUAAGAGAGAUUCCGGACGAGGGAACAUUUAUUGUUUAAUGCUAAGUUUAGCAUAGGAAUCUGAAUCUCUCGGCGGAAUCUGAGAAAUCGGAACAUAUCUGAACCGAGACACCGGAUAUCUUUUUCGAAUCCGGAACCUCCGGAGCGCCCACCACAGCUAUGCUUUCAUAGAAAUCGCGCGCAACAUGCGAUAGAAACGAUAAUUUGAAAGGUGGGAAGUUUUUUAACUUUUUGCUGUAUUUUCUAUUGCAAGACAUUUUCUGGAACAAUCAAAAAAUAUUUUAAUUUUCCCUUUUUAGUUACCACCAUUAACACCAACUAUUUCCACAUCACAAAUCAAUUUACAACAACAAAACCAAACAACAACUUGUUUACCAUCAACCUCAGAAUCUCUUAACAAAAAUGAAAAUGUUAUUGCUUCAAUGGCUGCUCGUUGUUCAUCAAUACUUUCCUCAACAGAUUAUUCUUCCCCAACUCAAAGUGCUUCUUUUGAUAAAAAUACAACGUCCAUAACUACAACUUCAACAACAACAACAAAUAUUCCUUCAAUAAAUAGUUCGAGUAGUGGUGCUAGUAGAAGGAGAAUAACAACAGAACGUUCUUUGCCUUUAGCUAGCGAUAUGGCCAAAAAUAGGGAAUUUUAUAGAACUCAUGAUGUUAGGCCGCCUUAUACUUAUGCGUCGUUGAUUAGGCAAGCAAUAAUGGAAUCAAAAGAUUGUCAGCUGACACUUAAUGAAAUUUAUCAAUGGUUUCAAGAAGCUUUUGUUUAUUUCCGAAGGAAUGCUGCUACUUGGAAAAAUGCUGUUAGGCAUAAUUUGUCGCUUCAUAAAUGUUUUACUCGUGUCGAACAGAAUGUUAAAGGAGCUGUUUGGACUGUUGAUGACAGCGAGUUCUACAAACGACGGCCACAACGAAGCUCUUCUUCCCGAAGUGCCCCAAAGCAUUCUUCCUCCAAUGUACGUGCUACAACUGCCGGUCUUCGAAGUGUUGCAAGUACAAGUCAUUUCAACACAUCCUUGGGUGGUCAUCAUUCUGGAAAUUAUUUGUUCUGUCAAGGAAAGGAAGGAGGGGAUGAUGAUCAAAUUGACAACACAACAAUGUUGUCACAACAAAUAAAGCAUGAAAUGAUGGAAAGUUGUGCGAGUACUCCUGCUAGGUUAAUCCACAGCACGUCAACUACUUUAAAAGAGGAGAGUGAGGGUGAAGGAGGGGGAGGACAUAGAAAUUUGAUUCUUUCAUUUGGUGGUGCUCCUUUCUCUUCUACAGGUAGAAUUUAUGGAAAUUCUGAAAUUUGA
Molecule: messenger RNA, 1415 nt
Organism: Meloidogyne enterolobii
Lineage: Eukaryota; Metazoa; Nematoda; Chromadorea; Rhabditida; Meloidogynidae
Source: the annotation of a GenBank genome assembly